Messenger RNA from Megalops cyprinoides (Indo-Pacific tarpon), 1458 nucleotides. RefSeq lists its product as uncharacterized. Lineage: Eukaryota; Metazoa; Chordata; Actinopteri; Elopiformes; Megalopidae. The coding region runs from base 1 to 1458 and encodes 485 amino acids. The transcript is spliced from 5 exons. The record is from RefSeq and is a predicted model, not a curated record.
AUGGAGGUGAAAUCAGAGAGCUGGCGACAGUUACCCGAGUCCUACAGAAGACCGGGCAGAAGAUCAGCCAGUAGAACCCCGGGAUGGAGACGAUCAGGGGACGAGGGCUACUGGGAGCAACUGGCGGCCGAGGUGGAGGUGUUGCCUUGCGCCCCCAGACCCCAGAGCUGCAUCAUGGGUGUCGGGGUGGAGGGGUGGCUGCGGCAGCUGGAGAGGGCGCAGAGUCGCCCUUUAGGUGCCCCCGUCUGCGGCAAGGUGCCACCUCUCUCAGACAGGACGGUAUCUAUGCCCACACUGCAAAGAGGGGCCAUCAACUCGACCCCUUCGCGCACUGAGACCUACCGGCGAUAUCCAGUCGUCCCCCCACCCUACGUCCAGGACUCGACCUCACAGAGGACCGCCAGCUGGUACGAGACCCCUCCGAGCAGCGAGGAGGAGUUCUUCACACCCGUUCGGUACCGAAUGCCGGAUCCCUCAGGCCAGUGGGAGACGGCCCACUUCAGGUGCGCCCCCAGGUCUGAGCAGGUGAGAUUCUCCACGCUGGCUCCCAUUAAGAAUGGCUGGCUGCCGAUCCAGAGACAGGCAGUGGUGUGUGACAUCACCUGCCAUGCCUCCAGACCAGAGGAUUCACCCCACCAGGAUCAAUAUGACCCUUACAUCAAUACUGUUAUCACCCCGAAUUAUCUAAACAAUAAUGGGUUUGGAUAUACAGAUGACAUGGAAAUAGGUAGCAACACUGUCAUGGCAAAUCAUACGGAUCCCAGUACCUGGAUGCGCUCAGGCCAGACCUUACCUGACGUCAAGCAGGCGUCCGGCAGGAACAGCUUGGCUUUGGCGGAGGGUGAUUUGCCACUCGACCAGGGGUGUCAGCGGACAGAACGAGAGGACAGGAAAAUGGCAUUUCUCUUUAAUGAGGUUCCGUCCAAUGUUUAUAGGAGCAAGGAGCAUGCGGCACCCUGCAGGAACCCGCUUGUUAGAACAAUCAGCGCUCCUGUUCGUUCAUAUGCAACAGUGCCCCCUGCUGACAUGGAGGGGCCAACCAAGAUGAGAACGGAUUUCUCCUCUGUUACUGUCCAAACCCAGAGGAACUCCAGAUCCCCAAUGGUGCCCUCUGACCUUUGUGCCGUGACCCCAUCCAAUGUGUCCAGAAGCGCCACCCCCAAAAACCUUGAUAAUCCGCCAACAAAUCCAGCCUCCAAGCCAGUCAUGCACAGAAGGCGGGCCUCCGUGAUAAAAGUGGCUGAAAGUGGGCAAAACUCCUAUGCAGGGGAGACCGUUACCAGAGGAAGACCGCCAAACUUCAGAUAUAGCUACACUGAGGGAGGGGACAAAGAAAACACCCCUUCCCAGUUCUGGCUGCAGGGUGGUGGAGAAUCUGUGGUCUCCUCUUCCCCUGGUGCCUGUCCUGAAGUACCGGCAAGGUUUGCCAGCACUGCCCCACACCUGGACAGGCUCUGA